AUGUUUUUUUAUGUAUUGUUUUUGUCUUUUAGCCUUGCAAAAGGAGACAAUUGCCAUAUUCUGGACAACCCAGCAGAUCCUCUGCUGGCUAAAGACGGAGACGUGAUAAUUGGAGGAUUAUUUUCAAUACACAGUGGUAUAAAAAUUCCCUCACUGACAUACACUGAAAAACCUGAACCUUUAUUCUGCACUAGAUUUAACCUUAGAGAACUGAGAUUUGCUCAGACCAUGACUUUCGUGAUCAAUGAAAUCAACAGAAGCAAUAGCUUGCUUCCAAAUAUCUCAAUUGGUUAUAGAAUUUAUGAUGAUUGUGGCUCAAGAUUGCUAUCCAUGAAAGCAUCCAUGGCGUUGAUGAAUGGAAUGGAAAUAACAGCAGAUGAUUCCUGCACUGGACAAGCAGCAGUACAAGCUAUCAUAGGGGAGUCAGAGUCUUCUCCUACUAUUGUACUCACAAAAACUACACUACCAUUCAGUAUCCCAGUGAUAAGUCAUGGGGCCACAUGUGAAUGUUUGAGCAACAGAAAAGAGUACCCCUCUUUCUUCAGGACCAUAGCGAGUGACUACUACCAGAGUAGAGCGCUGGCAUAUUUGGUCAAGCUCUUUGGCUGGUCUUGGGUAGGAGCAGUGAACAGUGAUAAUGACUAUGGCAACAAUGGAAUGGCCAUUUUUCUAAAUGCAGCAAAAGAGGAGGGAAUAUGUGUCGAGUACUCUGAGAAGUUUGACCGGUCAGAUACUGCAAGAAUCAUGAAAGUGGUGGACAUCAUUAAAAAAGGCACAGCCAGGGUAGUUAUUAUAUUUAUUGCCCAAGCUGAUAUGAAUGUUCUAAUAGAGCAGCUUAUUUUGAAGAAUGUCACUGGCUACCAAAUGAUUGGGGUAGAAUCAUGGAUUACUGCAAUGAAUCUAGCAACUCCAGCAAGUUACAACGUACUGAUUGGAUCCAUUGGAUUGGAUGUAGGAAAAAUGAACAUUGCUGGUUUUACUGACUAUGUUAUUAAGGAAUUUUGGGAAACAGAUUUUCCUUGCUUAAAUACAAAAGAAAACAUUUCUCAAACAGAUAACAACUGCCGCAGAUAUGAGGAAAUCAUUCCCUUCAAAAACAACAAUGACGAUAUAGCAGAAUUAAGAUACGCAAAUAACAUCUACAGCGGAGUUUAUGCUGUUGCACAUUCUCUACACGGACUGAUGAGAUGCACAGAAUACCAGAGAUGUGAAAAAGACAAAACAAUAAAAGCAUGGCAGGUUGUUGAGUCUCUGAAAAAAGUCAAUUUCACCACUAAAGCAGGAGAAAAUAUCUGGUUUGAUAGCACUGGGGCAACAGCUGCAAAAUACGAUGUGGUCAACUGGCAGAAAGGUAUUGGUAGAGAAGUUCAGUUUAAAGUAGUUGGCUAUUAUGAUGCUUCCUUGCCAGGUGGACAACAAUUUGUUGUAAACACUGAAGAUAUAGUUUGGGCUGGAGAGAAAAGAGAGAAGCCAAGGUCUGUGUGCAGUGAGAGCUGUCCUCCAGGAACCAGGAAAGCUGCGCAGAAAGGAAGGCCUGUCUGCUGCUAUGACUGUAUACCAUGUGCAGAUGGAGAGAUCAGUAACCAGACAGAUUCAUAUAACUGUGAGCAGUGUCCUGGAGAAUUUUGGUCUAAUGCUGAGAGGGAUAAAUGUGUGUUAAAGGUCAUAGAGUUUCUUUCAUAUACAGAGGUUAUGGGAGUAGUACUGGUAUUUUUCUCUUUAUUUGGUGCUGCAAUAACUGUGUUGGUAGGUAUUUUAUUUAUAAUAAAAAAGGACACUCCAAUUGUCAAGGCGAACAACUCUGAGCUGAGCUUCCUGUUGCUGUUCUCUCUGACUCUGUGUUUCCUCUGUUCACUUACUUUCAUUGGACGGCCCUCUCAGUGGUCCUGUAUGCUGCGUCACACAGCGUUUGGGAUCACCUUUGUCCUCUGUAUCUCCUGUGUUUUGGGUAAAACAGUAGUUGUGCUAAUGGCCUUCAGGGCUACACUUCCAGGCAGUAAUGUGAUGAAAUGGUUUGGGCCUCUACAGCAGAGACUCAGUGUAUUUGCCUUCACUCUCAUACAGGUCUUUAUUUGUGUGCUUUGGUUAAUAAUUUCUCCUCCUCUGCCUUACAAGAACAUGAACUACUUCAAGGAAAAAAUCAUAUUAGAAUGUAACUUGGGCUCAGCUAUAGGUUUCUGGGCUGUACUGGGUUAUAUAGGUGUUCUGGCUUUCUUGUGCUUUGUUUUAGCUUUUCUAGCUAGAAAGCUGCCAGAUAAUUUUAAUGAAGCUAAAUUCAUCACAUUCAGCAUCCUCAUAUUCUGUGCUGUGUGGAUCACCUUUAUUCCAGCUUAUGUCAGCUCUCCUGGAAAAUUUACUGUAGCUGUGGAGAUAUUUGCUAUUUUGGCCUCCAGUUUUGCUUUAUUAUUCUGUAUAUUUACACCUAAAUGUUAUGUUAUUCUGUUUAAACCUGAACUGAACACAAAGAAAAAUAUGAUGGGUAAAAUGGGAUCUAAAACAAUGUAA
Clarias gariepinus (North African catfish) is the source of this 2505-nucleotide messenger RNA. RefSeq names its product extracellular calcium-sensing receptor-like. The record is from RefSeq and is a predicted model, not a curated record. Bases 1 to 2505 code for a protein of 834 amino acids. Gene Ontology annotation, molecular function: G protein-coupled receptor activity. Gene Ontology annotation, biological process: G protein-coupled receptor signaling pathway. Gene Ontology annotation, cellular component: membrane. NCBI's taxonomy places the organism in Eukaryota, Metazoa, Chordata, Actinopteri, Siluriformes, Clariidae. The transcript has 6 exons.